UCACAUUUCAGUUGAUUUAGAAGUCUGAUACACAUCAGUGAUUGUAAUUUUUUCUAAACGACACAUUUUAGGUACCGUCAUAAAUGUUUAUGUUUGUGGAUUAUAUUUAAACCUCUUAAAUUUAUCUUACGAAUAUUUUGUGGACAAUUAGAUAUAUAGUAUUAUAAAAAUAAAAUCAUGGGUAAUACAGGCGGCAGACUUAAGAAAUUAAGAAAAUCUUUGAGGAGAAUGAGUCUUUCCAGAAGCAGAGAACGUUUGGAUAGGACCGAUCAAACUAGACGUUCAAAAAGUUUAACCAAUCUAUCAGUAUUAAGAAAAAGUGAUAUACAUAAGGAAAAAUCGAAAAGUACCGUAUUAGUUUCGGAAUCAGGAGAAAGUGAUGAGGUUCAAAUGAAUCACGAAAUAUUGAAAAGCAAAAAUAUACCUGUUUUAAGAAAAUUCAGUUCUUGCAUAUUGUACGUGAAGAAAUUAGGAAAAAAUAAGUCAUUAAAAGUCUCAAAAACUGAAAGUCAAGAAGGACUGGGAAAAUAUGAACCAAUAUCAAAUUUAGAUGCAUCAAUAACUGAUAAUAACACAUCUACACCUACAGAGGACGAAAUUAUAAAUUCGGAAAUAGAUAAUGCAAGACUACAAGUUAUUGAGCCAAUACCAAAAGAGUCAUAUUCAGAAGAAAACACUAAUGAUCCUAAAGUUUCAACACUUAAAAAUUCGAAAAGCUCACAGAAUAUUUUCGAAUCUGACAACAGAACAAAACCAGGUCAGAAUGUUACCUAUAACGAUAAUGAUUCUAUUGAAAUGCGAUCAUUGAAAAGAAUUGAUGAAGGGCUGUAUGACUUAGAGAAACAGAUGGAUGAUAUGCAACAUAGUGAACUGACAACGCAUCUUACCACUUUCAAAGAAGAAUUUCAUUUGAUUUGGCAGAUGGCCUACGAAAUUGAAAUUACUAACGAUGAGGUUCGAGAUAAAAAGGCUGAGACUAUCGAUUAUACGAAAUAUUUAUUACAAAAAUUACUCAAUAAGGCAUUCAAAAAAUAUGACUACCGUGUAUCAGAAUCAAGUUCAUAGGUGAAGCUAUGCAUUUUAAUGAAAUAAGCUGUUUUAAUCGUGAAAAGUUUAAUUGUGUAAAAAUAAAUUUUAUAUAUA
This is a messenger RNA of Harmonia axyridis, 1143 nucleotides long. RefSeq lists its product as uncharacterized. Bases 178 to 1065 code for a protein of 295 amino acids. Lineage: Eukaryota; Metazoa; Arthropoda; Insecta; Coleoptera; Coccinellidae. The transcript has 2 exons. The record is from RefSeq and is a predicted model, not a curated record.